Molecule: messenger RNA, 1207 nt
Organism: Styela clava
Lineage: Eukaryota; Metazoa; Chordata; Ascidiacea; Stolidobranchia; Styelidae
Source: RefSeq, a predicted model, not a curated record
AUGGAACAAAUACAAGACCAAACUUGUCCUAUUUGUUCGGAAAACAAAGAUGAUUUAAGAAUACUGCCAUGUUGGCAUUUAGCAUGUAUGAAUUGUAUACUUAACAUGUCACAAUGUGGCGAGGGAAGAGCUGUAAAAUGUCAUGAGUGCAGACAAACAAGUUUAUUCGAAAAUAUUCGUUGCCUUCCCAAACCUUUGAGAUGUGGAUGUUGCAACCAAUUUCUCAAAAAUUCAAAAGUUAUGCCAUGCUGUUCAAAACUGUACUGCAUCGAUUGCAUCACGAAGCAAUCAACAGGAACGGGUGCUUGGUUGGUUUGUCCAGGUGGUUGUUCAUACCAUUUCUACAGUGUCGAUGAGUUACCAAAAUCGAAGUUAUGUAGUUUGUGUUUUCGUUUGCAUUCCGACGAUGCUUCGUUAUGUGACCACUCUAUUUGUAUUGAGUGUAAUCAAAAACUGCAGAAAAACGAAAGGGGGUGUCCGUUGUGUUUGGCAGUAAGAAAUCCAGCGCCAACACCGACAAAUCCUAUUCACCCCAGUCAGAACCGAAUCAAUAUAACCAUGGAAGAGUUGGAAAAUUUGAAUUAUCAACCUCAACAAAAUCGAACUGAAUUUUUGAAUGCUCUGCAAGCAUUAAGCCUUAUUCAUCAAUUGAACCGAUCUGAAAACAACGUAGAAAGUAUUCAAGAAAGACAAGCUGCACGGACGAGGAAAAUCAUUCAAGAUGACUUGCCAAAAGCAUUUUUGGUUCUCACUUGCGUCUUUGUAGCUGGUUACUUCUAUGGAAUGAAUAUAAUGUUGUGGAUUAUCUUGGGAGCAUCAAUGCUAAUCACGAGACCUCAUCUUGAAUCAGCUGUAUUUAUUUGUCAAAUCCUUAAUACAGGAUUGUGGAUAAUAAAUCUCUACACUAAUUUUUAUCAAGUAAUCAUUUUUACACUAGUUCAAAUAGCUUUUGGUCUACUAUUAGAAAUUAUGUAUCGAGUCGCGUUCAAUGGUCGCGAUUUCUAUCGACAAACUAUUCAUUUGUGGAUUUGUUCGGCGUUUAGCCUUGCCAUACCUUGGGCCUUUUUUCCAGACUUAUUUGUUCACGUUGUACUGUCUGCAUGUCUUGUUAUGUUUUUGACAAAAUACUUGAAAUAUAGAAAGCGUGAGAACAUGUCUUAAAAUCUAAUAAAUAUCUUAUAUUUUGAAUAAUUAUUAUGCUUUCAUU